Clonostachys rhizophaga is the source of this 1071-nucleotide messenger RNA. NCBI's taxonomy places the organism in Eukaryota, Fungi, Ascomycota, Sordariomycetes, Hypocreales, Bionectriaceae. The record is from the annotation of a GenBank genome assembly.
AUGGCAAGCGCCCCGACCCAGGAAAAGCCCAAGUGGCAGCUGUAUCUGGAGAAUGAGAAGCUAGAGCAAGAGCAAGAAUGGGGAGAGGACAUCACUGAGGACCUCUUCCCCAUCGUCACUCCACUCCUCCUCGACGAUGGUGAUCCCGUCGCUGCUUCCCAAAAAGCCGCACGCGAGUUCAUCGAUCUUCUAGUCAACAAAUGGGUACCAAAGGAUACCGCGCGUCGCACAUAUGAUGAGCCAAAUGACACUCCUCCACUUUACACGAAGGAGCGGUCUCUCGAAUUGAAUUUCGAGAGCUUGGGGAAUUUCAUCUACGGCCUCGUCCCCGAGCUGCCCUAUCCAGGCAUUGAGCACGACAAGAUCCUCUACUUUCUUCUACACAUCAAAGAACUUUGGAACCAAGCAAACAUUGAUCCACAGGUACAUGAAUCUUCUCUUAUUUAUUUGUUCUCCUUUGAUGCCUUCUUGUUACUCUCAAUUUACUAUUACCACUCGUAUUCAUCCAUUGCUUAUCUAACUGGACAGCAGAAAAGUUCCGAUCUCAAGUUCUUUGAGUAUGGCCUAGAGAUCGGUGCAUCUGAAUCCGCAGGUGCAAUCCACGGGUCAAUCCCAUACACAUUGGAAGAAUCAAAUAAGCAUCUCUGUGACCCAGCACGAUCUCUGUACGCCAUGUUCGCCAGAUUGCUUGCUGCAGGGGUGAUGCGCGUGAAGAUCUUGAAGUUGAUUUCAUAUGACUUAUACGUGCUUCUCAGGGAGCUAGACAAGAGGAAGCCACCUCCUUCCGAGUUGUAUCUACAAGUCCAUAGCAGCAUAUGGGCCGAUUAUAUCCUCAUAGCAGGGCUGGAGCUGGCGAAGGAGGUAAAGAACCCCUGCGGAGAAUUGAAGUUUCCUUUGACCAGAGCACAAUGGAAGGCUGGUGCCGAACACCUUGCAAAGGUCGCUGAGAAAGUUUCAGAGGAUACGCCGUGGGACCUAAAGCGGUGUGCCCAAAAGGCAUACCAGCAAAUGCGGGAGCUUGUCCCCGAGGCAUUCGUUGAGGAGGUUGAGAAAUCUGAGACGUCGACUUAG